Synchiropus splendidus (mandarinfish) is the source of this 679-nucleotide messenger RNA. RefSeq names its product trafficking protein particle complex subunit 1 (gene trappc1). Gene Ontology annotation, cellular component: TRAPP complex. Bases 4 to 588 code for a protein of 194 amino acids. The transcript is spliced from 5 exons. Gene Ontology annotation, biological process: endoplasmic reticulum to Golgi vesicle-mediated transport. The record is from RefSeq and is a predicted model, not a curated record. Lineage: Eukaryota; Metazoa; Chordata; Actinopteri; Syngnathiformes; Callionymidae.
UGUAUGCUUCCCGAAAGCAUUUUAUGCAUUUACGUUGUUUGUUGUAAGGUGGAUGGAUUCCUAUUUUGUUUUACAAUAAUUUAUUCGGUAUUACACCGGCAUCAUAGCGAACUGCUUUAUUUCGGGUCCUGUGGCAAGGAAGCAAAAGAGAUGACGGUCCAUAAUCUGUACAUAUUUGAUCGUAACGGCAGCUGUUUGUACUACAAUGAGUGGAACCGCAAAAAGCAAGCCGGAAUCUCGAAAGACGAGGAGUUUAAGCUGAUGUAUGGGAUGUUGUUCUCCAUCCGGUCUUUUGUCAGCAAAAUGUCUCCUCUUGACAUGAAAGAUGGUUUCCUUUCCUUUCAGACCAGCAAGUAUCGCCUUCACUACUACGAGACUCCUAGUGGACUCAAGUUUGUCAUGAACACUGACUUGUCAGUUAGUAAUGCAAGAGACCAUCUACAGUACAUUUACAGCAAUAUCUAUGUGGAGAACAUUGUCAAGAACCCAACAUGUACAUUGGGUGACAGUUUGGACAGUGAGUUGUUCAGCACCCGACUGGACUCUUUCAUCAGAGGGCUGCCAUAUUACAGCCCACGAGCAGCUUAACUUGGAUCCACAAAAUAUUUAUUGGUGUACAAAUUUCACUCCUGUGUUUUUCUUCUGUUUUACAUAUUAAAGAGAAAAAUGAGUAAAAUGU